Vigna unguiculata (cowpea) is the source of this 974-nucleotide messenger RNA. Its product is annotated as plasmodesmata-located protein 2-like. Gene Ontology annotation, biological process: transport of virus in multicellular host; plasmodesmata-mediated intercellular transport. The record is from RefSeq and is a predicted model, not a curated record. Gene Ontology annotation, cellular component: plasmodesma. NCBI's taxonomy places the organism in Eukaryota, Viridiplantae, Streptophyta, Magnoliopsida, Fabales, Fabaceae.
AAAAUCACUUCCGAAAUGAACCUUUCCCAUUCCGCCAUUAUCCUCACCCUCACUUUCUUCCUCUUCCUACCUUCUUCUAACCCACUUUCCGAUUACACCACAUUAAUCUACAGAACCUGUGCAGCCCAAACGUUGAACCACCAAUUUUCUCUAACACUCAACUCUCUGUUCCAACAACUCAUUGCACAAUCCUUCCAACACAAGUUCUUCAGAACCACAGAAGCCGUUGAUGAUGAAACAGCCAUCUCGGGCCUUUUCCAAUGCAGAGAUGAUAUCAGCAAAGAAGAAUGUUUCAGCUGCGUCAACUUACUGCCUCAGAUGUCAAACACCUUGUGCAGUGAUUCCGUAUCAGCACGGGUACAACUUGACGGUUGCUAUUUGCACUACGAAAUUGAGGAAACAGCCGGUGAAUCUAGAAGUAACAGUUUGGUUCACAGAGAGUGUGGGAAACCGGUUAUGGAGUACGUGAAGUUCAAAGAGUUAAUGGAGGAGGGUUUUGCGACGCUGGAAAGUGGGAUUCUGAACAGUAAUGGGUUCUACUCGGUGAAUUAUAGAUCGGUGAAAAUAAUGGCGCAGUGUGAAGGAGAUUUAGAGACUUGUGACUGUAGCAGUUGCGUCAACGAUGCAGUGCUGGUUGGAAAAGAAGAAUGUGGUACUUCACUUUCGGCACAAAUAUAUCUUGACAAGUGUUUCAUAAACUACAACUUUUAUGGUAACUCUGUCCCAGGAGCAAGAAGCAAUGGCAACACGGAAAGGUUGGCAGCGAUAAUUGUUGGAGGGGCCGUUGCUUUGUUUGUGGGUUUUGCUUUGAUGUCGAUGCUUAACUCUCGGUUUAGAAAAGACGAAUAUGAAUAGAGAGUGAACUGAACUGGGUUUUCGUAAGAUUGGCCAUAGGAGAUCUAAUCAUACUCCCAAUCAUUUUAUUUAGACAAAAUUAUACUAAAUAAUAUUUUACAUCCUUUUUAAUUUUAAAA